AUGGAAGACAGCAGCGGAAACACCUGGUCGUCAGCUUCUGGCCAACAUCCACCUGGAACCGUCCUUCUAGACGAUGUGACGGCUUCGCAAAGCCGAACCAUCCUGCAGCCCGUCCCCAGCAGCGAUCCCAACGACCCCCUCAACUGGUCGCGCCUCCGCAAGAACGUCAACUUUGGCCUCGCCUGCUUCUACACCUUUGUCAUCUACGUCGUCAUCGACAUUGCCACCGUCGUCUAUGGCCAGGUGAAGGACGAGCUGGGCUUUUCCUUUCAGCAGCUCAACCAGUCCUUUGCCGUGUCCGACGCCGGCAUCGCCAUCGGCGGCGUCUUCUUUAUCCCCUUUGCGCUGUGCUUUGGGAGGCGGCCCAUCUAUCUCCUGAGCAUCGCCGUGCUGGUGGGAACGACAAUCUGGCAGGCCCGCAUGCAGACGCUCGGCGACCUGUAUGGGUUCAACCUCGUGUGCGGCCUGGCGGGCUCGGUGGGCGAGAUUAUCUGCGCCAUGACGAUUGCGGAUCUCUUCUUCGUUUCGCAGCGCGGUGCCAAGACGAACAUCCUUACGAUUGCGAUUAAUACGGGCACAUAUCUCUCGCCGGUGGCGGCGGGCUACAUUGCGGCCGCACAGGGCUGGCGCUGGAUCUGGUGGUGGAGCGUGAUUUUGUCGGGAGUUUUAUUCCUGGCAUUUUCCAUCUUCUACGAAGAAACCAUCUUCACACCCGCGCCGUAUCCCAGCGCCGACGAACCAGACGCUAUCGAUGUGGAAAAAGCCGAUCUUCAACAGGUCGAAACCCUCUCCCCGGAGCGCCCUCCCAUCCGGGAUGACAUUCCCAUGAGAUCGUAUCGCGAGCGACUCGCGCUCUUCACCCGCACUGGCAGCUCUUUCAAAAGCGUGUUUCGGCACACCUACCAGCCAUUCAUCAUCCUGGCCACCUUUCCCGGUGUCGCGUUUGUCGCUCUCGUGUACGGGUCGCUGCUCGCCUGGCUGGCGAUUGUGCUCAACGUGCAGGCCACCUACUUUACGCUGCCGCCGUACAACUUCUCAUCAUCGGGUGUCGGACUUUUGAAUAUCCCCACGCUGCUUGGCUGCAUUCUUGGAGGAUACUUUGGAGGCCAUCUGUCUGAUUACACCAUUAAAUGGCUAGCGCGACGCAACGGUGGGUUGUAUGAGCCAGAAAUGCGUCUUUGGCUCGCUUUUCCCAGUAUUGUGAUAGCUCCGGCUGGAUAUUUGAUGUUUGGGUUGUCAAUUGCAAAAGGCAUGCCAUGGCCAGUUCCAGCGGUCGGCCUAGGAGUGUACGGCUUCGGGAGCACAGCUCUUGGCAACAUUACGCUCGUUUAUCUUGUGGAUUCUUAUAGAGAUGUUAUCGGAGAGGCGUACAUAGGCGUCACAUUUGUGCGCAAUGCUUUUGGCGUGGUAGGGGCCAUGUGCUUGACGCCCUGGGUUGACCGAAUGGGACUAUAUAAUAUGCAAUGGACUGCGGCUCGGUAUACCAAAAUGGCCGGGAGACAGCUUGAUGCGCGAUGA
This is a messenger RNA of Akanthomyces muscarius, 1518 nucleotides long. RefSeq lists its product as uncharacterized. NCBI's taxonomy places the organism in Eukaryota, Fungi, Ascomycota, Sordariomycetes, Hypocreales, Cordycipitaceae. Gene Ontology annotation, molecular function: transmembrane transporter activity. The record is from RefSeq and is a predicted model, not a curated record. The transcript is spliced from 6 exons. Bases 1 to 1518 code for a protein of 505 amino acids. Gene Ontology annotation, biological process: transmembrane transport.